UGGGAGUCUUUCUGCCGUUGAAAUGUCGUAAAGCAGAACUGGAGUGGUGGCUGUAUAUUCAGAUGGCUACUAACAUUCAAGGUCACAGUUUAAAAUGGGUGAGGACUGGCUCAAGAUAAGGCGAGGCCAGUGAAAGAGUAAGGUGGGGACAGAGUUUUUGUAAGGCAGGAGAGAGAAGAAAGAAAAGGAGAAGAACCAAGAUGGAGGCAGAGAAGGACGACCUGGAUCCAUGUGGCCUUAAAAGUCCACAGGUACAACGAGCUUCACUUCUAUCUUCUCCCCAUCCACUCCUCGGCUGGUACCACACCACUUCCCUCGUGGAAAAACAAACACUAAGGAAAGACCUUCUGCGGAAGCCUGUCCUCCCAGUGCUCUGGAGGUUGAGGACCUCGCACAGACAGACAGACAGACAACUGAGACUCAGUUUUUCCAUGUCUGGGCUCCAUACCUAUUCGCCCACUUCAGUCCCACCCCCAGAACACCAGAAAUCUUAGUUUCCAUCCACCCUAAAAACUCAGACCCCAAAACCAGCAAGCCCUGCCUCUCUGUCACCAAGGUUUCCUCUACCAGAUGACUCCGUCAGUGUAAUGACACUGCUGUCACUCCAGCCACUUAAACAGACAAGCAUCACCUCUGGCGCUCCUCCCCACACAUUACCAUCUUAUUUCCCUGUGACCAUUCUAGCCAAUCAGGUGCCUAAGUUACUUCUAAUUUCUCUUCUGUUCUCUCUGGAGCUCUUCUCUCACUUGACCUUGUAAUUUGGAGGUUGAAUAAGGAGACCCGGGCUCAAAAAAAAAAAUCCAUUCAGUUGAUCCUGUGACAUCAUUGGCUGAGACUGGCCGGUUAACCACCCCCUCCCCACACCAAAGCAAAACCUUCCAGUCAAGAAAAAACAAUGAAGCAAUUUGAAGCUAGGGAACCGGUAUCAGAGGGACUGAAUGAGAGCAACUCUACCUGUACAAGAAUGAGUGAGUUCACCUCCAUCCUCCAUCCUCUAUCCUCUAUCCCUCCAUCCUCCAUCCUCCAUCCUCCAUCCUCUAUCCUCCAUCCGCAUCCCUCCAUCCUCCAUCCGCAUCCCUCCAUCCUCCAUCCUCCAUCCUCCAUCCGCAUCCCUCCAUCCUCCAUCCUCCAUCCUCCAUCCUCCCUCCUCCAUCCCCCAUCCCUCCAUCCUCCCUCCUCCAUCCCCCAUCCCUCCAUCCUCCCUCCUCCAUCCCCCAUCCCUCCAUCCUCCAUCCUCCAUCCUCCAUUCUCCAUCCUCCAUUCUCCCUCCUCCAUCCUCCAUCCUCCAUCCUCCCUCCUCCAUCCUCCAUCCUCCAUCCUCCAUCCUCCCUCCUCCAUCCUCCAUCCUCCAUCCUCUAUCCUCCAUCCUCCAUCCCUCCAUCCUCCCUCCUCCAUCCUCCACCCUCCCUCCUCCAUCCUCCAUCCUCCAUCCCCCCUCCUCCCUCCUCCCUCCUCCAUCCUCCAUCCUCCAUCCUCCCUCCUCCCUCCUCCAUCCUCCAUCCUCCCUCCUCCAUCCCCCAUCCCUCCAUCCUCCCUCCUCCAUCCUCCAUCCUCCAUCCUCCAUCCUCCCUCCUCCUCCAUCCUCCAUCCUCCAUCCGCAUCCCUCCUCCAUCCCCCAUCCUCCAUCCCCCAUCCCUCCAUCCUCCAUCCCCCAUCCCUCCAUCCUCCCUCCUCCAUCCUCCUCCCUCCUCCCUCCUCCAUCCUCCAUCCGCAUCCCUCCAUCCUCCAUCCUCCAUCCCUCCCUCCUCCCUCCUCCCUCCUCCAUCCUCCCUCCUCCCUCCUCCAUCCUCCCUCUUCCAUCAUCCAUCCUCCCUCCUCCAUCCCCCAUCCCUCCAUCCUCCAUCCUCCCUCCUCCCUCCUCCAUCCUCCAUCCUCCAUCCUCCAUCCUCCCUCCUCCCUCCUCCAUCCUCCAUCCUCCAUCCUCCAUCCUCCCUCCUCCCUCCUCCAUCCUCCCUCCUCCCUCCCUCCAUCCUCCAUCCUCCCUCCUCCAUCCUCCAUCCUCCCUCCUCCAUCCUCCAUCCUCCAUCCUCCAUCCGCAUCCCUCCUCCAUCUUCCACCCCUCCAUCCCCCAUCCUCCAUCCUCCAUCCUCCAUCCUCCAUCCUCCAUCCCCCAUCCUCCAUCCCCCAUCCUCCAUCUUCCAUCCUCCAUCCUCCACCCCUCCAUCCCCCAUCCUCCAUCCUCUAUCCUCCAUCCUCCAUCCUCCAUCCUCUAUCCUCCAUCCCCCAUCCCUCCAUCCUCUAUCCUCUAUCCUCCAUCCUCCAUCCUCCAUCCUCCAUCCCCCAUCCCUCCAUCCCCAUCCCUCCAUCCUCCAUCCUCUAUCCUCCAUCCCCCAUCCCUCCAUCCUCCACCCCUCCCUCCCUCCACCAUUUCCAUUUUCGUCCUGAGUCUACCAUCUCCAGCAUAUCUAAGCAGGCUUUGAGUAUCAGACAGACCUGUUUAUCCUUUAGGAAAAAAGGCCAGUGUGGUGCACAGGGAUAUUUCAUUUUAUGUGUUCUUAGCUCUGACAUUAACAAAAGCACAAACAACUUCACCCUAAUGAGGAAUCCUUUAAAGAGUCAGAGAAAAAGGCAUUGCCAAACAAAAUCCAUACCUUGUAAAAUGAACGUCAUUGCCUGUUUGUGGUCAUUUAAAUAUAUUUAUAAAAUUGUAUUCAUAUCUACUUAUCUGUGAAUAU
Molecule: messenger RNA, 2675 nt
Organism: Rattus norvegicus (Norway rat)
Lineage: Eukaryota; Metazoa; Chordata; Mammalia; Rodentia; Muridae
Source: RefSeq, a predicted model, not a curated record